Saccoglossus kowalevskii is the source of this 1629-nucleotide messenger RNA. Its product is annotated as 5'-nucleotidase domain-containing protein 3-like. Gene Ontology annotation, molecular function: 5'-nucleotidase activity. The record is from RefSeq and is a predicted model, not a curated record. NCBI's taxonomy places the organism in Eukaryota, Metazoa, Hemichordata, Enteropneusta, Harrimaniidae.
AUGGCGGCUGCUACAAAAUGCUCUCCGCAGCUGUUCAGAAAUAUGUCACGCUUUCACCCGAGAACAAUUCUUUGUAAACAACAACAUUGUAGACAUAUCUUGACACGGGCAUCGCGUCCAGCUGUAUAUCAUAACUGCAGACAGUACUACGACCCAGCUAGUUCAUAUAAGGAAAGCGAACUCUGGAAAAUAUAUCACGAAACGAAAAACUGGUGUAGCGAAGCACAAAAGACUACACCAUGGAUCAACCCAACUGCUGUUUUCGCAAAUAAUGAAAUAAGCUUGAGUGAUAUUGAUGUUUAUGGUUUUGACUAUGAUUACACAUUAGCAAAUUAUGAUAAUGAUAUUCAUAAUUUGAUAUAUGACCUUUCAAAAGAAGUGCUCAUCAAUAAAAAAAAGUAUCCAAGACAAAUUAGAGAUCUUCCAUAUCAGCCAGACUUUGCUGUGAGAGGUCUUCAUUUUGAUGUGUCUAAGGGUUUAUUGAUGAAAAUUGAUGCGUUUCACCAUAUACAGCUCGGCACAGUUUAUAGGGGUUUAAAUCCACUGUCUGAUGAUGAAGUAAAAGAGUUGUAUCACGGCACUCACAUACCACUUAGUUUGAUGAAUUCUUUUUAUGGAUCAGGUGGUCAUAUGCGACAGAUGAUGGACCUUUUCUCCAUUCCAGAGAUGACAUUAUUGGCCAAUGUUAUACAGUAUUUCAUAGAAAAGAACAUCCCAUAUGAUCCAGAAUAUUUGUUUUUUGAUAUCAAUGAUGCUGUCAAAAGUAUACAUUAUUCUGGAGCGAUGCAUCAAACCGUUCAAAAUAAUAUUGAACAGUACUUGGAGAAAUGCAAAAAUAUCCCAGAGUUCUUGAAUAGACUUGUUAAUUGCAAGCGUAAAAUUUUCCUAAUUACCAACAGUUCCUACAACUUUGUAGAGAAAGGUAUGAAUUAUAUAGUUGGUGCAGAUUGGAUGGAUUUAUUUGAUAUUGUUGUUACACAGGCUAGAAAACCAUCAUUUUACAGUGAGAAUAAAAGGAGACCAUUUCGCCAUUUUGAUAGAUACCACAGAGUACCACAAUGGACGAAAGUGGACAAGUUUGAAAAAGGACAAAUAUACUUGGAGGGCAAUUUGGAACUGUUUCACAAAAUGACUGGAUGGGUUGGAUCAUCAGUCAUGUACUUUGGAGACCAUGUUUACAGUGACUUGGCUGAUCCAAGUCUCCGCAGCGGCUGGAGAACAGGUGCAAUUAUCCCAGAAUUAGAGUCUGAAAUCAAUACUAUGAAUUCAGAUGUUUACAAAGAAUCUCUAACAUGGCUCGUUGCAUUACAGAACCUCAUUGAAACAAUGCAGGCUAAUCAAUCUCCUGACUGUCAGGCUGUGAUACAAGAAUGGUUGAAUGAAAGAAAUAAACUAAGGAUACUGACUAAAGAAGUGUUUAACCCAAGGUUUGGUAGUUUAUUCAGAACGUAUCACAACCCUACGUACUUUUCUCGACGUCUCUCAAGGUUUGCCGAUUUCUACACAUCUGAUAUAAUUAAUCUUUUGAAUUACUCAACGGAUCACACGUUUUAUCCAAGAAGAGCUGCUUUACCGCAUGAAAACUACUACCAUGCCGGUAUGUCUUAUCACAACCCAGAGCUACUCUAG